Molecule: messenger RNA, 1098 nt
Organism: Rubroshorea leprosula
Lineage: Eukaryota; Viridiplantae; Streptophyta; Magnoliopsida; Malvales; Dipterocarpaceae
Source: the annotation of a GenBank genome assembly
CUGUAGCUGGAAGUCAUCUCUUUCCUUUCCAUUCGAUCUCUAGUUCCCACACGAUCUGCAAUCCUUCAAAAACUAGCUUUCGUCUUCCAAUUUGAAACCCUAAUGCAGCACCAACUGCAACACCAGACCCCGGCAGUGGUUUCAACCCCUCCCUCGACCACCAUGGAGGCGCCGCCAAAGCUGGUGGCGCUGGCGAUGGAGAGGCUGAGCCAUGCCGCUCGGCUCAUUGCCGACAUCCACCUCGGAGCUGAUCGCCUCCUCGAAGCACUAUUUGUCGCCGCAGAGCCUCACAAAAGAUCUGAGCCCCUUGAUUUGUUCAUUAAAGAAGAUUCCUCCAUGCGCCAACACCUCCAAGACCUUCGUUCCAUUGGAAAGCAGCUGGACGAAUCGGGAAUGCUAAAUGAAUCCCUAAAGUCGAGAAGGGCUUAACUUAUGGUUUUGCCUAGAUAGAACUGCACAAAGAUGCACUUGAAGGAGGUCCAAGUUGUUUUUGAAGGGUUUAAACGUUGAAUGAUUUGAAAAUCUUAGACUUCUGGAACCAUUUGUUUCAUUUCCUUCCGUGGCUUACAUUGGCCUAAUGUGGAACCAAUGAGCAGAAAAGAUCAAAAAGAAUUGGCACCAAGCGGUACCAUCAGUCUUGUGCUACUUAGUCACUUGUGUAGGAUUUGUGUUGAGUGGAUGAAAAUGAUUUCUAGAACGCUUAUAACAUCCAUUUUAUAACUUACUAUGUAUUGCUUGAGACUCAUGGCCAUACUAGUCUUUUGGAAUAGGAUCAAAUAUAUGCGGAACCUUUCCUUUUUCUUUUUUUCAAAACUUAAUUAAAUGAUAAUGUUUCUUUGUAUAUCAUGUGUUCUUACUGGCUAGGUAUAGGGAUUAUGUAGUUCUGAACUUUGGAAAAUUGGAAGCCUUCUUUAAGGCAUAAAUUUGUUCUUAUAUAUAAAUGCUAUAGGCUUGCACUCAGGUCUUCACAGAUCAGAAGAGGCAGUUUUUACCUCCCCUUGAUGAUGGAAUUACCGAACCAGCAUCAAAGAAGCAAUGUGGUGCCCAAGCACUCGGAGAAAAUAACCAAGAUGAGUCUAAUAACUACAAAUCACUUUC